Messenger RNA from Microthlaspi erraticum, 1413 nucleotides. The record is from the annotation of a GenBank genome assembly. Lineage: Eukaryota; Viridiplantae; Streptophyta; Magnoliopsida; Brassicales; Brassicaceae.
AUGUUAUCGAAGACGGUGGUGUUGUGGGACCUCAACACCUGUCCGGUUCCCGCUGAUAUUGAACCUGGUCGUGUCCGACAGAGAAUAGAAUCGGCGUUGGUAGACUACAUAGGUGAACCUCGUGUGUUCACUUUCUAUGCCCUUGGCAACCUAGAAUAUAUCUCUGAUGGCCUCUUGAAAGAGAUCUCAUCCUCUGGAAUCCUUCUUAGACACGCCCCCUUCGGUGGGAAUAGCGUGAGAAAUCUGUUGAAGGAUUGGAAAUGGCCUAAUCUACCUCCGGAUGAACUAUUGCUUAUAUCGGGAACUCCUUCGUGGUAUCAUAACUUUGGGAUGAAAAGCACAAUCAUUCGUGCACAUCCAGACCAUUUGCCACCACUCGAUCUUUUGCCACCAGGGGCAAGCAACAUCUUGGUCUGGGAAGAAUUACUGCAAGGUGGGAAUUCAGCUUUACACGAGAUAAGCAGCCAUACAGAUUAUGAAGGACCUCCCGCGAUUUGCACUGUAUGCAGUAUUGAUUUCGAAAGCUGUGUUGAACUCAUCCAUCAUCUCAAGACUGAAGAACACAUGGCUGAGGUGUUGGAAUGGGUGCCUAAUGACGAGAAUGGGAACCCUCUCUAUUUUUGCCAACUUUGCAACUAUCCUGGCUACGACCAAUACAAUAUGUUCAUCCAUUACCACAGUGUAGAACAUGAACACAAGGUGGAGAAGAACAACCUCCUUAAUGACACGUUUCGUUACGCUAGUGAAGAGGCUUCCACUCCUAUAACUCUGCCAGUUGUUGAAUCUGGUUUUAAAAGAACCACGUUCACGAAGACGGUCGUGUUGUGGGACCUCGACACAUGUCCGGUUCCCGCUGAUAUCGAACCUGGUCGUGUCCGACAGAGAAUAGAAUCGGCAUUGAGAGAAUACUUGGGUGAAACUCGUCAGUUUUCCUUCUAUGCACUUGGAAACCUAGAACAUAUCUCUGAUGACCUCUUGAAAGAGAUGUCAUCCUCUGGAUUCCUUCUUAGACACGCCACCUCCGGUGGGAGUGACGUUGGCCAGAUGAUGGCCGAUUGGGGAAUGUGUUAUCAACAUCUACCUCCGGCUGAAUUAAUGCUUAUAUCGGGUGAUCCUUGGUGGUAUAUGGACCCUAGGCUUAAAUACAUGGAAAGCGUUAUUCUUUGUGCACAUCCAAAGGAUUUGCCACCAUCCGGCAAACAUGUGUGUCUGGGAAACACGUGGGUCUGGGAAGAGUUACUGGAAGGGGAUGAUUCAGUAUUGCACGAGAUAAGCAGCCAUACAGAUUAUGUAGGACCUCCCGCGGUUUGCAGAGUAUGCAAUAUUGAUAUCGAAAGCUGUGUUGAACUCAUCAAUCAUCUCAAGACUGAUGAAGAACACAUAGCUAAGGUGUCGAGAAAGGGGGCCUAUUGA